This is a messenger RNA of Vigna unguiculata (cowpea), 1287 nucleotides long. RefSeq lists its product as uncharacterized. The record is from RefSeq and is a predicted model, not a curated record. NCBI's taxonomy places the organism in Eukaryota, Viridiplantae, Streptophyta, Magnoliopsida, Fabales, Fabaceae.
AUGUCUGUUAUCCCAAAACACACUCACUCCUUACAAGAACUCAACCAUGAGAAGGAAAGUUGGAAAAUCGUUGCAAGAGUUGUAAGGUUAUGGUUUGUUGAAGAUUACACAAAAGGAAAAACUCCAUUUUCCAUGGAAAUUGUUCUUCAAGACAAAGAGGGUGUCCUAAUCCAUGCAUCUGUUAGACGCACAUUGAUAUACAAAUUCCAGUCUGAAAUCAAAGAGGAUAAGGUUUACACCAUUCAAUCUUUUAGUGUUUCAUGUAAUGGUGGUUCUUAUAGAACUACAAAUCACGCCUAUAAGAUCAACUUCCAAUUUGGAACCAAGGUCAAUAUGGUUGAAAGUACCUUAGUUCCGAAAACUACAACUUCAUACACCCCUUUUUCAACAAUCAUAGCUGCUGGUUUUGACACAGAUUACUUAGUUAAUGUCAUUGGAAUGUUUACUGGUGUUGGAACAGAAAGGGAGCUAGAGAAAGCUGAUAAAGUUUCUAUUCAAAACUGUAUGAACUGUACCAAGAUAAUUUUUAACUGUAAUGGUGAAGAUGCAACCAAGUUGAAAAAAAUGAUGUGGGAUAGUACUGAAUCUCCUUCUCAACCUCUUACCCAACUUUCUGCUUCUUCUAAAGUUAGCUUAGAAGAUGAUUUCAUUAAGCUGCAUCCUAGGAGUUCAAUUGAAGGUCUCAAAGAUUUUAAACAGGAAAGUACUUUUGUAGUAAAGGCUACUAUCAAACAUGUGCUAGAUCAUGAUGAUUGGUGGUAUACAACAUGUAUCUGCAACAAAGCAGUAUAUCCUGAUUCCAAAAUGUAUAAACUGAAACUUCGUGUAAUUCAUACUACAGAUUCUACAACUUUUGUUGUAUUUGAUCGUGAUGCAAGUGCAAUGUUGAAGAAAUCAUGCUCUGACAUUCUUGACUUACAAGACAAGAACACUACUGCUGGAGACUUGCCUAAAGAGUUUGAAGUCCUAAUUGAUAAGACCUAUCUGUUCAAAGUUGAGUGCAAGAAUGAUUAUAAUAGCAAAUUUAAACAAUCAUUCAGAGUUAAAAAAGUUUGCAUGGAUGAAAAAGUAAUUGAAAGCUUUUCUGAUGUUGAAAUUAAGUCUUUGGAUCUAUACUCUACAAAUGAAGAAGAAAGCAAAGUAAAUGAGCGAACAAAUCAAAUCUCAUCUGAUUCCAUUGCAGAGGAUUUGCUAAUCAAAUUCACAGAAGAAUCAAAUGAUGCUGAGACUCUAAGUGAUCAUUUGAACAAUAUAGUAUCAAGCCAUGUUCCUGCAAAGAAUCCUUGA